Molecule: messenger RNA, 3718 nt
Organism: Poecilia reticulata (guppy)
Lineage: Eukaryota; Metazoa; Chordata; Actinopteri; Cyprinodontiformes; Poeciliidae
Source: RefSeq, a predicted model, not a curated record
UUGCCAACCACCAGUAAAACCAACCAGAAGAAGAAGAAGCCCGCAUACGCUAAGCUAGAUAGCUGCUGCAUUGUCCCAUCUCGGCUAAUAUUUCAGCAACCAUGUCUUCAGUUCAGCAUCUCAGAGAGUUUAUCAGAGAGCGACUAACUGCUGCUGCUCAAGAAAUCUUCACAGAGGUUGAAAAAACCGUCAUUUGCUACGAGGAAGAGCUCGAUGCUCAGCGCAGAAUGAUGGGGAUCGACUGGAAACCAGAAAUUAAGCUACACAGAGUCGGUUCGGAGCUGCAGAGACAAAGUUCUGUUCCCACAGACCUCCAACAGCCAAGUGUCUCAAAUGAGGAGGAAGAUUCUGCUAUCCAACAAGUCCGUAGGCUGGCAAGUAGGUUCAGUCAGGACCAGAAAGAAGCAGAACAUCAGUGGACUGAAGAGGAACAGAUGGAACCAGAACCAAAAUGGAUUAAAAAAGAAGAGGAGGAACCAGAACCUACACUGUUUAAAUAUGAGGAAAUAGAAUAUCCACUAACAUAUGUUAGAAAAGAGGAACUAGAUUCUUUGGUGCUUCAACAUGAACAGCAGCCACCAGAACAUUUACCAACUGGACAGGACCAGAAGGACCUCUGCAGCAGUCAGGAGGGAGAGCAGCUUGUCCAGAAGCAGUUUGUUGCUUUGAAUGAGACUUCUACUCUUCAGGAAGACGAUAUAAAUGAAGAAGAGACAAGAACAGAGCAGCUUUUCCUUCAUGUCUCUCCAGUGGUUGAGAGCAAAGAUCAGGAAGGAAGCAGCUCCUCUCUGUCAGAGAGUCAGUCUGAUACUGGCACAAAGAAAAUACCUUUCAAAUGUGACAUUUGUGGGAGAUGUUACACACAACAGUGGAACUUGAAAAGCCACUAUAGAACCCAUACUGGCGAGAGACGUUUUUCAUGUGAAACAUGUGGAAAAAGUUUCUGUGUAAUGAGAGAUUUAAAUCGUCACAAGGGAACUCAUACAGGAGAGAAACCUUUUUCAUGCCAGAUAUGUGGAAAGAGCUUCUCUCGAAUUGAUAAUUUAAACGAGCACAAGAAACUUCAUACAGACCUUCAACAGCCAAGUGUCUCCAAUGAGGAGGAAGCUCCUGCCAUUCAACAAGUCUGGAGCCUGGCAAGUAGGUCCAGUCAGGACCAGAAAAAACAUCAGUGGACUGAAACGGAACAGAUGGAACCAGAACCAAAACUGAUUAAAAAAGAGGAGGAGGAACCAGAACCUACACUGUUUAAACAUGAGGGAAUAGAAUAUCCACUAAUGUAUGUAAGAAAAGAGGAACUAGAUUUUUUUGUGCUUCAACAUGAACAGCAGCCACCAGAACAUUUACCAACUGGACAGGACCAGAAGGACCUCUGUAGCCGUCAGGAGGGAGAGCAGCUUGUCCAGAAGCAGUUUGUUGCUAUGAUUUCUACUCUUCAGGAAGAUGAUAUGAGUGAAGAAGAGACAAGAACAGAGCAGCUUUCCCUUCAUGUCUCUCCAGUGGUUGAGAGCAAAAAUCAGGAAGGAAGCAGCUGCUCUGUGUCAGAGAGUCAGUCUGAUACUGGCACAAAGAAAAGACCUUUCAAAUGUGACAUUUGUGGGAGACGUUACACACAUCAGUGUAAUUUGAAAAACCAUUAUAGAACUCAUACUGGUGAGAGAACUUUUUCAUGUGAAACAUGUGGGCAAAGUUUCUCUGUAAUGAGUAAUUUAAAUCGUCACAAGAGAACCCAUACGGGUGAGAAGCCUUUUUCAUGUCAGAUAUGUGGAAAGAGUUUCUCUGUAAUGAGAAAUUUAAAUUGUCAUGAGACAAUUCAUACAGGAGAGAGGCCUUUAUGUCAGAUAUGUGGAAAGAGUUUCUCUCAAAUUGGUAAUUUAAACGAGCACAAGAAAACUCACACUGAUGAGAGACCUUUUUCAUGUGAAACAUGUGGAAAAAGUUUCUCUGCAAUGAGAAGUUUAAAUCGCCACAAGAUAAUUCAUACAGGUGAGAAACCUUUUUCAUGUCAGAUAUGUGGAAAGAGUUUUUCUCAAAAUAGUGAUUUAAAGGUGCACAAGAUAAUUCAUACACGUGAGAGGUCUUACUCAUGCCAGUCAUGCGGAAAGAUUUUCUCUCAAAUUAUGUAUUUAAAUCGUCACCAAGCAGUUCAUGCAAAUGAUAAGCCUUUUUCAUGCCAGUCUUGUGAGAAAAGCUUCUAUCGAAGGUAUAAUUGGAUCAUUCACAUGAAAACCCAUACAGGUCAGGGGCCGCUUUGAAGCCAAACCUGUGAAAAAAUCCAUCCAUCCAUCCAUCCAUUUUCUUACGCUCAUCUGUGGUCGGGUCGUGUGGAAGUAGCUUCAGAAGGGAGGCCCAGACUUCCCUCUACCCAGCCACUUCUGCCAGCUCCUUCGGGGGAACCCCAAGGCGUUCCCAGGCCAGCCAAGAAUCAUAGUCUGCCUGUCGAUGUCCCGCUCCCUUCUUCCCUCCUUUGUGAAAAAAUUGUCUUUGACAUUGACCCCUUAAUUAUUCUCAUUAGAAUCCACAAUAUUUCAUAUUUUCACAUGAAAUAUGGAGAAAAUAGUGUUCUUUUAUGCUGGUAAACUGAAUUUCCACAUGAAACAAUUACAUAAACGUGAGAAUUGGUCAUUAACUCACACAGAUUCACUGUAAUAAAUAUUAAACUCUGUCUUGAAUAAUUUAACUUUGCAAAACAUUAGACCCUGACCUAUUUUUUGUUGUUAAUUUAUGGAUUUUUUGUCAUCAGAGUUUCAACUGGUUUGGAAGUGGAUAUAUUGAAGCUACUUGACAUGCUACUGGCUGACUUGUCCAAAGUAGCCAAUCAGGACGCUUUCAGCAUCCUCAGAUUUCCAUGAUGGGCAUCUCCAAGACAAAUGUUUGUCAUGAGUAACAUACCAACUUUUCAUGCUUUGUUGAAGAAUUUCAUGUAUAAAUUUAUGUGCCACUUGGAUGUAUCAAACACCUUAAUGAAAGCUCUGACAAAUACAACAUAUAGCAAUAUUAUAUAAAGAUAUUUUAACUAUUGGAAUAAUCGUUUAUCUGCUUUGUGAUGUUUUUUUUUUUUUUUUUUUUAUCAUUUGUGUAUUUAAUUUUUUUUAAAUAUCACGUCUACUUUUUGUCUAGAAAUAAAGAUUUAUGAAGUUGUAUUUCAGCUAAAACUCAUCUGGUUAAAUUAGACAAAUUAUUCUGCUCAGUCAGAAACAGCUAAGAAAGAAAUGAGGAGUUUUGGAUAGACAAUGGAAAAUAAAAUAAUUUUAAUGGAAUAGUUUAGAAAUUAGUCAAACACCAAUAUCAAUUAUACAACAAAUUUAGAAUGGGGAAUAGAAUAGCCAUGUUAUUGGAAAUAUUUCAUACAUUAUUCUGAAUACAAAAUAUGGGUUGAAGGACAUGAGAGGGCAGAUAAAAUGGCAAUUCAAAAUCCUACUAGUUUUACAACAACUAAAUAUGAGGGAAAUUGUAUAGUUAAAAACUGAUUAACAAAUGGCAAAAAGGUGGAAUGAAGAAAAAAGAGUAGGAGAAAGACAAAAUUGAAAUUUGGACGUUUUUAAAUUCGAAAGCACAAUACUGGCAAAUGUGAUCACUGUGGAAAAUAUGAAACUAGAGCAUGUUAUACUAGAAUGUCAUAAAUAUGAAAAAGAAGAUAAAUGAGGGAGAGAUUUUGAAAGUAUUAAGGAAAUGGUUAAUUUAUUUUUGUGGAAUUUGGGUGGUAAACGUAUACAAA